This is a messenger RNA of Nannospalax galili (Upper Galilee mountains blind mole rat), 6139 nucleotides long. It is a transcript of the gene Plekhh2, whose product is annotated as pleckstrin homology, MyTH4 and FERM domain containing H2. The record is from RefSeq and is a predicted model, not a curated record. Gene Ontology annotation, cellular component: cytoplasm; cytoskeleton. NCBI's taxonomy places the organism in Eukaryota, Metazoa, Chordata, Mammalia, Rodentia, Spalacidae. Gene Ontology annotation, biological process: negative regulation of actin filament depolymerization. Gene Ontology annotation, molecular function: actin binding. The transcript has 30 exons. Bases 181 to 4674 code for a protein of 1497 amino acids.
GCUCCUGAGACGUUCCGUUUGAAAAGUGGGGCCGGGGCUUGUGGCACCAAGCGGGGAUCGUCGCGGGCGCUGCGGGGCAGCUCCCUCGUCCCCGCGCGCCGAGGGUCCCGCGGGAGAUGCUGCAGCUCGGCCUGCGCUUCUGGAGGAUAGCGCUGUGAAUGACCAAAGUUCUCCAACUUGAUGGAGUGUCAGAGUGCCCUAAGAAUAAAUAUGGCAGAGCUUUCAGAGCCAGAAGGACUGGUAGAUUGGAAAGAACGAUGCAUAGCUCUGGAGUCUCAGCUCAUGAAAUUCAGAGUUCAAGCAAGCAAGAUACGAGAGCUCUUAGCAGAGAAAAUGCAACAGCUAGAGAGACAAGUUAUUGAUGCUGAACGUCAAGCAGAAAAGGCUUUUCAACAGGUACAGGUUAUGGAAGAGAAAUUGAAAGCUGCUAACAUUCAAACCAGUGAAUCAGAGACACGACUAUAUAAAAAGUGUCAGGAUCUGGAGUCUCUAAUGCAGGAGAAGGAUGACAUCAUUCAGAACUUGGAACUGCAACUUGAAGAGCAGAAACAAGUAAGAAUACAAGAAGCUAAAAUAAUAGAAGAAAAAGCAGCUAAGAUCAAAGAAUGGGUAACAGUUAAGUUAAAUGAGCUGGAAGGGGAGAAUCAGAAUCUUCGUUUUAUCAACCAAAGUCAAACUGAACAGAUAAGAGCAAUACAGUCAAAAUUACAAGAACUUCAAGGGAAGAAGGCACCUGCUGUCUUUACACCAAGGGUUUCCGAAGGACAGCGUCUGAGCAGCUUGACAUUUGGGUGCUUCUUAUCCCGAGCAAAGAGUCCUCCUCAAAUAGUAAAACCUGAGGAAAUGAGCAAGAUGUCAUCAUCCAAAGAACACAAGUUCACUGAAGGAAAACAUGCAGAAGAAAUGGAAAUUGCAGAGAUGUCUACUAAUAACCAAGUUCAAGAAAACAACAGAAGCCAGAGAUCAUCGCAUGAAACCUCCUGUGGCUUGGAACAGAAUCGGAAAACAAGAACAAGCUUUGCGACAGAUGGUAGUAUAUCCCAGAAUUCUGGGGCUCCAGUGAGUGACUGGAGUUCUGAAGAGGAAGAUGAGGGCAAGGGCAGAUCCAAGUCCAGGUGCACGUCCACCCUUUCCAGCCACACGUCGGAGGAAGGUGCCCAGUGUGGCAGGAUGGGGAGUGAAGCGUAUCUGACAGCAUCUGAUGACAGCAGUUCUAUAUUUGAAGAAGAGACUUUUGGUCUAAAGAGGCCAGAACACAAAAAGCUAUAUUCUUGGCAACAGGAGGCACAGUGGAAAGCCAGGAAUAGCCUUGCAAAGGGGAACUCUGAGUCAAGUAAAAAGGAGCAGGAUAGUUCCUCAGAUGAACUGAAUAAAAAAUUUCAGUCCCAAAGACUGGAUUAUUCCUCCUCAUCGAGCGAGGCCAACACCCCAAGCCCUAUUUUGACCCCAGCUUUAAUCCCAAAGCAUCCUAACUCACUCCCUGGAAGAGGAACACAGUUAGUGCCUUCAUCACACCUGCCACCCCCCAAGUUAAGGAUUCCUAAUGUUUUCAGCAUAAGUGUGGCAUUCACCAAAAGGCACUUGAGCCAGCCACAGUUGUGUUCCGACAGGAUGUUUGGCUCAAACAGAAAUGCUAUCAGCAUGAUAAGACCACUGAGACCUCAGGAGACGGAUCUGGAUUUAGUUGAAGGUGGCAGUAUGGAAAUCACGGAAAGCCAAGAUGCAGGCUGUGAGGAUGGAUUAUUUUCCUACAGCUCCCCGGACGAUCAGGACAGCAGUGAGCCAGCCAAGAAGGCAGCGUGCAGCAAGCCUCCCACUCCGCCCCUGCACCGGUUUCCCUCUUGGGAAAGCAGAAUUUAUGCUGUAGCCAAAUCAGGCAUUCGAAUGUCUGAAGCCUUCAAUAUGGAGAAUGCUAAUAAAGAUUCUGCCAACAUACUUUCCUAUUCCACAUCGGGCCUUUAUACGUCUCUGAUAUACAAGAACAUGACAACGCCAGUGUAUACGACGUUGAAGGGGAAGGCGACGCAAAUAAGCAGCAGCCCUUUCCUGGAUGAUUCAUCUGGCUCGGAGGAAGAGGACAGCUCCAGGUCCAGCUCUCGAACAUCAGAGUCAGAUACUCGCAGCCGCAGUGGACCAAGCAGCCCCAGAGCCAUGAAGCGAGGUGUGUCUGUCUCUUCUGUGGCUUCUGAAAGUGAUUAUGCCAUUCCUCCUGAUGCUUACUGCACAGACACUGAGUGCUCACAGCCGGAGCAGAAGCUGCCCAAAACCUGCUCAUCUUCCAGCGAUAAUGGGAAAAAUGAACCAUUAGAAAAAUCUGGCUAUCUACUAAAAAUGAGUGGGAAAGUCAAGACUUGGAAGCGGAGGUGGUUUGUUCUUAAAGGGGGUGAAUUACUUUACUACAAAUCUCCGAGUGAUGUAAUUAGAAAACCCCAGGGCCAUAUUGAACUUAGUGCAUCCUGCAGUAUUUUAAGAGGAGAUAACAAACAAACAGUUCAGCUGACCACAGAAAAACACACAUACUAUCUGACUGCAGAUUCUCCCAAUAUAUUGGAAGAAUGGAUUAAAGUAUUACAGAAUGUUCUACGAGUACAAGCUGCUAACCCACUUUGCCUGCAGCCUGAGGGCAAACCAACAGUGAAAGGCUUGCUCACCAAGGUAAAACAUGGAUAUUCCAAGAGAGUCUGGUGCACACUUGUUGGAAAGAUAUUGUAUUAUUUUCGUAGUCAAGAAGAUAAGUUUCCUCUAGGUCAGCUCAAACUCUGGGAGGCAAAAGUUGAAGAGGUGGACAGGUCCUGUGAUUCAGACGAAGAUUAUGAAGCCAGUGGACGUAGUCUGUUGUCCACUCAUUACACCAUAGUUAUCCACCCCAAAGACCAAGGCCCCACUUACCUACUGAUUGGCUCCAAGCAUGAAAAGGACACCUGGCUUUAUCAUCUCACAGUUGCAGCUGGAAGUAACAAUGUAAAUGUUGGAUCUGAAUUUGAACAGCUGGUUUGCAAACUACUAAAUAUAGAAGGGGAGCCUUCCUCCCAGAUAUGGAGACACCCCACUUUGUGUCACAGCAAAGAAGGGAUCCUGUCCCCUCUCACCACGCUGCCUUCUGAAGCUCUGCAGACAGAAGCUAUAAAGCUAUUUAAGACCUGCCAGCUUUUCAUAAAUGCCGCAGUCGACUCCCCUGCGAUUGAUUAUCAUAUAUCUCUAGCUCAGAGUGCUUUGCAGGUCUGUCUAACACAUCCUGAGCUACAGAAUGAAAUUUGCUGUCAGCUUAUUAAACAGACAAGACGAAGACAGCCACAGAAUCAGCCAGGACCAUUGCAGGGCUGGCAGCUCUUGGCACUCUGUGUUGGGCUCUUCCUUCCCCAUCAUCCAUUCCUGUGGCUCCUCCAGCUCCAUCUAAAGAGGAAUGCAGAUUCCAGGACGGAAUUUGGAAAAUAUGCCAUUUACUGCCAGAGAUGUGUAGAAAGAACACAGCAAAAUGGAGAUCGAGAAGCGAGACCCUCAAGAAUGGAAAUUCUGUCAACUCUUCUUCGAAACCCUUAUCAUCAUUCUCUGCCCUUCAGUAUACCAGUGCACUUCAUGAAUGGGAUCUAUCAGGUAGUUGGGUUUGAUGCCUCCACCACAGUGGAAGAAUUUUUGAAUACUUUGAAUCAGGACACAGGAAUGAGGAAGCCGGCACAGUCGGGAUUCGCAUUGUUCACUGAUGACCCUUCUGGCAGAGACUUAGAGCAUUGUCUUCAAGGAAACAUCAAGAUUUGUGACAUUAUUUCUAAGUGGGAGCAGGCUUCUAAAGAACAACAGCCUGGGAAGUGUGAAGGCACAAGAACUGUUCGUCUGACUUACAAAAACAGACUGUAUUUCUCAAUGCAAGCUCGUGGAGAGACUGACAGAGAAAAGUUGCUGUUGAUGUAUCAGACAAAUGAGCAAAUAAUAAAUGGCCUUUUCCCUCUGAACAAGGAUCUGGCCCUAGAAAUGGCUGUUCUUUUAGCUCAGGUGGAGAUUGGGGAUUUUGAAAGACCUUUCUCAACUCCAGCGGGGCAAGUUACUAACCAGUACAAAGCAAAUCAAACUCUCAAACAAGUCAUAGAGAAAUUUUACCCUAAAAGGUACAGAGAUGGCUGUUCUGAAGAGCAGUUAAGGCAGCUUUACCAGAGACUCUCUACCAGAUGGAUGGCCCUCCGGGGACACAGCGCUGCCGACUGUGUGCGCAUUUAUUUGACAGUAGCCAGGAAGUGGCCAUUCUUUGGUGCCAAGUUGUUUUUUGCAAAACCUGUUUCCUCAUCAUCACUUGGCAACACUUUCAUGUGGCUGGCUAUCCAUGAAAAUGGAUUAAGCAUCUUAGAGUACACCUCCAUGAGGUUGAUAAUCAGCUAUGUAUACAAAAGUCUGAUGACCUUUGGAGGCUAUCAAGAUGAUUUUAUGGUGGUCAUUAAUACACAUUCAAAAGACAAACCAACAGAGAAAUUACUUUUUGCCAUGGCAAAACCCAAGAUUCUUGAAAUCACUCUUCUGAUUGCCAGUUACAUCAAUAACGUCUAUCAACAGAAGACAGCGUUUCACCACCUCUCUGCCCCAGCACUGCUGUCAGCCAGGACCCAGGGAUCCGAGGCCAGGGUGAUGGGAAGCCAGCCCCUCCUGUCAAGCAGCAGACCUACCAAAGGCCCCACCUUACUCUGAAGUUUCCAGACUUUGAACAUUCCACUCUUUGUCCUCCACACCAGUGACUGCAUUCUCUGCAAACCAGUGUGUUUGUACCCUGCCAGUAUGACAUUACACACCGCACACAACCGGCACUCCAGACUUUAGCAAUAAUGGAGUUACUCUCUUAUCUGACUCUUAAACAUUCAAAUAACAAUAAAACAUAAAAAAAUACCAAACAUGCUCAUUUUGUCUUAGAUAAAAUAGGUUAGAAUUUGGCAUCUUUUUUGCAUCUCCUUUCUCCCUUCAUGAUCAUUAGACAUCAUGCAACAAUACUCCUCAUUCUUUUAAAUAUUCUGGCAAUCUAUGGAAAGGGAGAUUCCAAACCCUUAUUUGGUAAACCAGCUGAUUAUUUGGAAAAGAUCACUGCCAAAAAUAAAAGUGUAAGUAUUGUAAUUAAAUGUACCUUUAGCUAAUAAAAUGGUAUGUGAAAAGGAGUAGGGUACAGUGUGAGACUGGGGGACAUAUGCAGGGGGCACAUCCUUAGAGCAAGUGCAAUACAUUUUCCGAGUCUAUGAAAACAGGAGAGAACCUCCUCUGCAGUGAUAGAAAGUCUACACCCUGACGUCUUACAGAUCACUGGAGUGUAGAGUUUUAAAUGAGGUUGCAAUUCGUGGCAUUCCUAGCUGUCAGCAUAACAUAAAUUCACCGGAAUAUUGCCCCACAUUUCACUACAUUUAAGGCUAAGUCAAUUUGACCUUGCUUUGUUAAAAAUAAUAGUGUCUUUGGAAACAAAGAUGAUCCUUAAAGCUGUCCCUCAUACAAUGUCUUUUUCUAAUUACAGUUUAAAUUUUAAAAAACUAUUUUAAUAAAAAAUAUUUAUGCCAAAUGAAGUAAAUUUUUAGUUGAAAAAAUCUUGUAUUGCUUUUACUAGGUUGCUAUGUUAGUUUUCUUGUUACUGUGGCAAAAUACUUGACAGAAACAAUGUAAGGGAGACAGGAUCUAUUUUGCUGUUUCUGAGGGCUCAGUCCAUGGUUGCCUGCCCCUGGGCACUUGGGCAGAACAUCACGGUGGCGCACGAUGCAAGACAUUUCUUCAUCUCAUGGUAGACAGGAAACAGAGAGAAAGGAGGGACACAAAACUUCAACAGCAGGUCUCCAGUUGACUCCUCCAGAUAGGCCCCAACUCCCCCAAAUUUCCAUCAUCUCUCAAAGUAGCACUACCUAUCUGGGAACCAAGUAGUCAACACAUGAGCCUAUAGAGACCAUUUCAUAUUAAAAUCAUAACAGUUACAUAAGUGGUCAGUGCCUCCUAGUAUGUGUCAAAACAAUGUAAUUAGUAUUCAUGAUAAAAAUGAAACUGUGAUAAGACAUGAAAAUUAUAUUAUAAAAAUGUUUAACUGUAAUAGUAAUAAUCAUAAGUCAACCUAAUUUUAUUUAUGUGUAGAAUAUGUGUAUUUAUUUUUGGACAUAUAUUUAUCACUUUGUGUGCCAUAGUUUUUAAA